CACGCUCCGGCGCGCACACGCGGCGCGCAGGCCGGAGGGAGGAGGCUCGGCGCUGUUCGGCGGCGGCGGCAGCGUGCUCCGCGGGCGGGCGGGAGGGCUGGCGGGCGGCCCCCGCUCCCCGGCUCCGCGGCUAGGUGCAGCCCGCUCGGCCCCCGCCCUCGGACCCGCCCCCGGGGGUCGCCCGGCCCCAUGCCCAGCGGCGGCGGCGGAGCAGCGCGCGGCCGCGGGCGGCUCUGAGGAGCCCGGAGGGAACCGGCGACGAGGGGACCAUGUACCGGGACCCGGAGGCGGCCAGCCCAGGGGCGCCCUCGCGCGACGUCCUGCUGGUCUCUGCCAUCAUCACCGUCAGCCUUAGCGUCACUGUCGUCCUCUGCGGCCUCUGCCACUGGUGUCAGCGCAAACUGGGCAAACGCUACAAGAAUUCCUUGGAGACGGUGGGCACGCCAGACUCAGGGCGUGGGCGCAGUGAGAAGAAGGCUAUCAAUGAUCUAGACAGAGACUUUUGGAAUAACAAUGAGAGCACAGUGCAGCAGAAAUGGAGCUCCUACCCUCCCAAGGAGUUUAUUCUAAACAUUUCACCCUACGCCCCUUAUGGCGACCCACGACUGUCCCUCAAUGGCACCCUCCUGUCGGGCGCCAAAGUGGCCGCCGCGGCGGGGCUGGCGGUGGAGCGGGAAGGCCGGCUGGGGGAGAAGCCGGCACCGGUGCCGCCACCCGGAGAGGACGCCUUGAGAAGCGGCGGGGCUGCCCCCAGCGAGCCGGGCAGCGGUGGCAAGGCGGGGAGAGGCCGCUGGCGGACGGUGCAGAGCCACCUGGCCGCAGGGAAGCUCAACUUGUCCAAUUUCGAGGACUCCACCCUGUCCACGGCCACUACCCUUGAGUCUAUCCCCAGUUCCACGGGAGAGCCGAAAUGCCAGCGACCCCGCACCCUGAUGCGGCAGCAGAGCCUGCAACAGCCGCUGAGCCAGCACCAGCGGGGCCGGCAGCCCAGCCAGCCCACCACCAGCCAGAGCCUGGGCCAGCUGCAGGCCCACAUGGCCUCGGCACCAGGCCCCAACCCCCGGGCCUAUGGCCGGGGCCAGGCUCGGCAGGGCACCUCGGCCGGCUCCAAGUACCGGGCGGCAGGGGGCCGCAGCCGCUCCAACCCAGGCAGCUGGGACCACGUGGUGGGGCAGAUUCGAAACCGAGGCUUGGACAUGAAAUCCUUCCUGGAAGGCCGGAUGGUGGUGCUAUCCUUGGUCUUAGGGCUUUCGGAACAGGAUGACUUUGCCAAUAUCCCUGACCUGCAAAACCCAGGAACCCAGCAGAACCAGAACGCUCAGGGGGACAAGAGGUUGCCUGCAGGAGGGAAGGCGGUGAACACAGCCCCCGUGCCAGGCCAGACACCCCACGAUGAGUCCGACCGCCGGACCGAGCCACGCUCCUCCGUCUCAGACCUCGUCAACUCCCUCACCAGCGAGAUGCUCAUGCUCUCCCCAGGCUCUGAGGAGGAUGAGGCCCACGAGGGUUGCAGCCGAGAGAACCUGGGCCGGAUCCAGUUCAGCGUCGGCUACAACUUCCAGGAGUCCACGCUCACCGUGAAGAUCAUGAAGGCCCAGGAGCUGCCGGCCAAGGACUUCAGUGGCACCAGCGACCCCUUCGUCAAGAUCUACCUGCUGCCCGACAAGAAGCACAAGCUGGAGACCAAGGUGAAGCGGAAGAACCUGAACCCCCACUGGAACGAGACCUUCCUCUUUGAAGGUUUUCCCUAUGAGAAGGUGGUGCAGAGGAUCCUCUACCUCCAAGUCCUGGACUAUGACCGCUUCAGCCGCAACGACCCCAUCGGGGAGGUGUCCAUCCCCCUUAACAAGGUGGACCUGACCCAGAUGCAGACCUUCUGGAAGGAUCUGAAGCCAUGCAGCGAUGGGAGUGGGAGCCGAGGGGAGCUGCUCUUGUCUCUCUGCUACAACCCCUCUGCCAACUCCAUCAUCGUGAACAUCAUCAAAGCCCGGAACCUCAAAGCCAUGGACAUCGGGGGCACAUCAGACCCCUACGUGAAGGUGUGGCUGAUGUACAAGGACAAGCGGGUGGAGAAGAAGAAGACGGUGACAAUGAAGAGGAACCUGAACCCCAUCUUCAAUGAGUCUUUCGCCUUUGAUAUCCCCACGGAGAAGCUGAGGGAGACGACCAUCAUCAUCACUGUCAUGGACAAGGACAAGCUCAGCCGCAAUGACGUCAUCGGCAAGGUCAGCUCAGGACAGACCGCCAGCUGAGCAGGGAGAAAAGGAGUGCAAGAGAGGAAUGGCCUGGAUCUCAAAAGAAAGGUUUACUGGACAGGAUGAUGACGUUGGAGCAGUAUUGCCCGGGGUCCCGUCUGCACAGGGUGAGCUGCGUGGGGCAGUGUUGGGAGCUGCAGUGAGACUCCAAAGACCUCGUUUCAGUUCCCACUCCAUCUGCCGAUAAACAACCAUAUCACCUUGGGCAAGUGGCUUGGCCUCUCCAAGCUUUAGUGUUCUCAUCUGUAAAAUGGAGCAACUAAUACUGUCCCUGUAGAACUUUACAGGGUGGUGUAAGAAUUGCUUGAGGUAUGUGGAUGUUCUUCUUGUAGAAAGUUGGCCGGGCACAGUGGCUCACGCCUGUAAUCCCAGCACUUUGGGAGGCCGAGACGGGUGGAUCAUCUGCGGUCGGGAGUUUGAGACCAGCCUGGCCAACAUGGUGAAACCCCGUCUCUACUAAAAAUAGAAAAAUUAGCCGGGCAUGGUGGCGGGUGCCUGUAAUCCCAGCUACUCAGGAGGCUGUGACAGGAGAAUCCCUUGUACCCGGGAGGCAGAGGUUGUAGUGAGCCAAGAUUGCAAGACUGCACUUCAGCCUGGGCAACAGAGAAAACUCUGCCUGAAAAAAAAAAAAAAAAGUGAUCUCUUCAUAUCACGUAACCAAAAAAUUCAUACCUGACCUUGAGUUUUCCCAGGACGGGAUUCUGUGACAUAAACCCUUCCAUGUUUCUACCUUAAAAUGUCUACUCCUGUGUUUAUUUAUGGUUUAGUGUUGAGAGCAUGGGCUCGGGAGUCAGAUUGCCUGUGUCCAAAUCCUAGCGUUACUUUUUAACGCUGUAACCUCUCUGAGCCUCAUUUUCUCCUCUCAAAAUGAGAGUGGGAUGGUCCUACCCUUACAAUGUGCUGGGAGGAUUAAGUAAGAUCACACAGGUGAGCUGUUUAGCAUAGGACUUGGAACAUAUAUUAGCUAGUAUGAUAAUAAAGGGGCAUGUAUAUCCAUUCAGGCAGGACAGUUUGACCAGGAGUAUGUGAGGAACCAGUGCUCAGGGCAGUCAUGGAGGAAGGGGAGAUGCCAGGAGUGAGUGAGGGGCACAUACCUGGGCAUUACCCUGUGUGGGGGAAAGGGAAAGGGGGACUGGAUACCCACAGGGAAGGGAGCUGAGUUGGAGGCAACCCUCAGACAGAUGGGAAUGGAGAACUCACCUGCUGGGGUGAGGGAAGCAGCCUGGCCUAAAAGAGGAGAGCUUGCCCUGCUUGCCAUCAGGUAUGGCACGGGGAGUAUGACUGGCCAAUCUGUGGUCACAGGUGAGACAACUCCCCAGGACGUUGCCACUCAUACUCCAGAAAAAGUAUGUGGCCCUCCCUGGCCAGGGCUCGGGUCCUGCCAAGCACCCCCUUUGACCAGCUCAGCCCAAAGGCCAAGUGACCAUAUCUCCUUUGAUGUUCUUUCGAAGCUUCGCCUCUUGGUGUCAGAUGUUCCUUAGAUACCAAUUAGAGCUCCUUCUGAAACAGGCCUACCUUCUGUUGGCUGAACCAAAGCAAAUGUGGAUUUGUUCUCACUUUGGUCUGGGAACUUACGGAGCCCAAGGAUCUCUGAAUCCUUCUGACUCCCGGCUCCUGCUCAGCCCCUGGAAGCCAAGAGUCUGCCCCUUGUCUUCCUGGCAUCAUCCAAGGCUAUCAGUAUCAUGCUGGGCUGAGGUUGCAAUGGGGGCAAUCCCAGAGCAGGGCAGGCCCACAGUGGCCCUAGAGCUCCGUGACCUCCGAAUAGUUAACCAGCUCCAGCAGGAUGGAGCCGCUGGCUGAGAGAACUCACCACACAGAGGCAGGCCACUGUUCCCAGCUGAGCACAUGACAUGCACCAUCCCAGCUAUCUGUGAGGCAGGUACAGUCAUCAGCCCGCUUUACAGAGGAAGGUCUGGGGCUAAAAGAAGUUCCACCAUAUGUUACAGAGCUGGAGCUUGCUCCCCAUCCUUUUCAUUUUGUUUUGUUUGGUUUUGUUUUUUGAGAUAGAGUCUCACUCUGUCACCCGGGCUGGAGUGCAGUGGCACAAUCUUGCCUCACUGCAACCUCUGCCUCCUGGGUUCAAGCGAUUCUCCUGCCUCAGCCUCCCAAGUAGCUGGGAUUACAGGCAUCUGCCACCAUGCUGGGAUAAUUUUUGUAUUUUUAGUAGAGACGGGUUUUCACCAUGUUGGCCAGGCUGGUUGAACUCCUGACCUCAAGCAAUCCGCCCGCCUUGGCCUCCUAAAAUGCUGGGAUUAUAGGCAUGAGCCCCUGUGCCUGACCCCCCUAUCUUUUUUUUUUCCAGACAGAGUCUCACUGUAGUCCAGGCUGGAGUGCAGUGGCACAAUCAUGGCUGACUGCAGCCUCGACCUCCCCAGGCUCAUGUGAUCCUCCCACCUCAGUCCCCCAAGUAGCUGGGACUCCAGGCACGUACCACCAUGCCCGGCUAAUUUUUUUGUAUUUUUUGUAAAGAUGAGGUUUCACCAUAUUACCCAAUCUGGUCUCAAACUCCUGGGCUCAAGUGAUUCUCCCACUUUGGCCUCCUACAGUGCUGGGAUUACGGGCGUCAGCCACUGUACUCCUCCACUGAGGCCACAACCAUCCUUUUUAAAAAAAAAAAAAAUACACUGUUUAUUGGCUGGGUGUGGUGGCUCACACCUUUAAUCCCAGCACUUUGGGAGGCCAAGGCGGGCAGAUCACGAGGUCAGGAGUGCGAGACCAGUUUGCCCAACAUAGUGAAACCCAUCUCUACUAAAAAUACAAAAAUUAGCCAGGCAUGGUGGUGGGCGCCUGUAAUCCCAGCUACUCGGGAGGCUGAGGCAGGAAAAUCACAUGAACCCGGGAGGCGGAGGUUGCAGUGAGCCGAGAUCGUACCAUUACGCUCUAGCCUGAGUGACAAGAGUGAGACUCGGUCUCAAAAACAAACAAACAAACAAACAAAAACACUAUUUUUGAAUAAUUUCAGAUUUACAGAAAAGUGGCAAAGAUAGUAGAGAGAGUUCCCAUCUACCCCUUACCCAGCCUCCCCAGUUGUUAGCAUCUCACAUUUGAUGGGACAUUCGUCACAGCUUGAGGAACCAACAUGGGCAGUGCAUUGCUGUGAACUAGACUCCAGCCGUUAUUUGUAUUUCACCAGUCUUUCCGUUAAUGUCCUCCUUCUGUCCCAGCAUCCAAUCCAGGACACCACAUUGCAUUUAAUAGUCAUGUCUCCCCUGUCCCCUCUGGCCCAUGACAGUUUCUCAGUCUUUCCCAUUCUCUAUAUGAUCUUAACGGUCUUAAGGAAUACUGGCCGGGUGUCCUAUAGAAGGCCCCAUGUACCUGUUUUUUCUCCAAUGCUCAUACUCUUAAUCACCCCCAAGUCCCAAAGCUGAGGUCAGCUGGGCCAAUCCUGGGGGUUCCGGAGGGAUUCAUGCAUGCAGCUGCGUGAGGCUGCGAAGCAGGAUUAGGCCGGUAGCAUAGAGCUCCAAAGACCUGGAUUUCAAUCCCUCUGCACCACUUAUAAACCCUGUGACUGUGGGUAAGUCUCUUAACUCUUUGUACCUUAGUUUCCCCAUCUGAAAAAUGGAGAUAAUCAUAUAAUCCUACCUCACAGUUGUACGAUUUGAUGAUCUAUGUGUAUGAAGUCCCUAGCUCAGUACUCACAUGUAGCAAGUGUCCAGGAGUUGAGAAUGAUUAUAAUUCAGGGGGGCUGGACAUCACCCAACAGAUAGGGCAGGGAAGGCCAUGGAGACAAGCUGCCUCCAACCCCACCUUCCAGACCCCACUGCAAAAUAGGUUGGCAGUCUAAUUCCGAGAGGCCUGGCGUGCCCAGGCUUGGGGGUGUGGGGGUAGACAACCAGGAAAAUAGAUCAGGCUGACUGGGGGAGGGAGGAGGGCGCCUCUGUGGGGUAGGUUGUCACAGCAUGUGGAGGCUGGGGGGGCCACAGGCUAGGGUAUCAUGGUGGAGUUGGGGUGUCACCCCUGUGGGGGAAAGGGCCAGUGCCCUGGAGCCUGUGCCGAUGCCAUCGUCUCCCCUUUC
Molecule: messenger RNA, 6270 nt
Organism: Gorilla gorilla gorilla (western lowland gorilla)
Lineage: Eukaryota; Metazoa; Chordata; Mammalia; Primates; Hominidae
Gene: SYT7
Product: synaptotagmin 7
Exons: 13
Coding region: 270-2252 (660 amino acids)
Biological process (GO): calcium ion-regulated exocytosis of neurotransmitter; vesicle fusion
Cellular component (GO): axon; synaptic vesicle; synapse
Molecular function (GO): clathrin binding; phosphatidylserine binding; SNARE binding
Source: RefSeq, a predicted model, not a curated record